Messenger RNA from Plutella xylostella (diamondback moth), 1804 nucleotides. RefSeq names its product cytochrome P450 6B5. The record is from RefSeq and is a predicted model, not a curated record. Lineage: Eukaryota; Metazoa; Arthropoda; Insecta; Lepidoptera; Plutellidae. Gene Ontology annotation, molecular function: oxidoreductase activity, acting on paired donors, with incorporation or reduction of molecular oxygen; heme binding; iron ion binding.
GUUCUUAGUUCCAAUUUGGCAGCUGCUACACCAACAUGCGUUCGCGAUAAACGAUAAGAACAUAUUUAUUAAAAUAAACAGUAACCAAACUCAAUCAGUGCCAUGAUGUAUUUUAUAGUUUUAUUAGUUGUGAUACCAAUAGUGUUCUAUUUGUAUGGUGUUAAAAACUACAGUUACUGGAAGAAACGAGGCGUAAAACAUGACGAUCCGGUGCCUUAUCUAGGAAACAAUGUGAAACAAUACACACAGCGAGCCAGUAUGGCAAUGACCGCUACUGACGUCUACAGAAGAUAUCCAGAAGAGAAGAUCGUCGGAUUCUACAGAGGAACCAGCCCAGAACUGGUUAUCCGAGACUUGGAUAUCGCCAAGAGGAUUUUGAUGACAGACUUUCAUCAUUUCUACCCCCGAGGGUUGUUGACGCAUAAAACGGUGAUUGAGCCAUUGUUGAAGAACUUGUUCUUUGCUGAUGGUGAUUUGUGGCGAUUACUCCGUCAUAGGAUCACUCCAGCAUUCAGCUCGGGUAAACUCAAAGCCAUGUUUCCCUACAUCACCGAACGAGCUGAGAAAUUGACAAUAGUUGCAGAAGAGUAUGCCGCAAAUAAAACAGUGUGCGAUGUGAGAGACCUCAUGGCCCGAUACACCACUGAUUUCAUCGGAGUAUGUGGUUUUGGAAUCAAUAUGGAUUCGCUAAGCGAGGAUAACUCUGAGUUCAGGAAACUCGGUAAGAGGAUAUUCCACAGGACACCUAGAGACGCACUAUGUGCGGUACUGAAGCAUGUGUUCCCUGAAAUGUUUAAGAACUUUAAUCUCUUAUCACCUGAAAUCGAAGAAUCUAUGGUGCAUCUUGUGAAUACUGUUUUGAAGCAGAGGGAUUACAAGCCUUCGGGUAGACAUGACUUCAUAGAUUUGAUGUUGGAAUUGAAACAAAGUGGCACAAUGGUGGGUGAGUCUAUUGAAGAAAGGAAUCCUGACGGUACACCGAAAAUAGUCAAACUAGACCUUGAUGACUUGCUCAUUACUGCACAAGUGUUUGUGUUCUUUGGUGCUGGCUUCGAAACAUCUUCUUCCGCAUCGAGUUACACACUACAUCAACUAGCGUUCAACCCCGAGUAUCAAGAAAAAGUGCAGAAAGAAAUUGAUGAGGUUUUGGCUCAACAUGACAACAAAAUAACUUACCAAGCGGUCAAAGAAAUGACUCUAUUAGAAAUGGCUUUCAAUGAGGGCAUGAGGAUGUAUCCUUCAGUAGGAUUCUUGAUCAGAGAAUGCGCUACGAAUAACUACACGAUUCUUGAAGUGGAUGUUACGAUAAGUAAAGGAGUAAAAGUUAUAAUUCCUAUUCAAGCGUACCACAAUGACGAAAAAUACUUCCCAAACCCUGAACAAUUUAUUCCUGAGAGGUUUACACCAGAAGCAAAGAAGAAUAUUCCACAUUAUGCUUACUUGCCGUUUGGAGAGGGGCCGCGAGCGUGUGUUGGUGCACGUCUAGGACAAAUGCAGUCGAUGGCUGGACUGGCGGCUGUACUUCAGAAGUUCACAUUUGAGCCGGCUGCCAACUCUAAGAAGGUCCCUACUCCCGACCCCAAGGCCAUAGUAUCAGAGAAUAUCGUCGGAGGACUGCCACUUCUUAUCAAGAAACGAAACAUGUAAUUUAUAAUUAGUUAUUAAUGAGUUAUUUCGGGACGGACUUUGGACUUUGUAUCGUUUAAAAUGUAUUUAUAGGUUAUUAUUAUGCUGCUUUUACGUUUUUGUUAAUUUAUUAAUAGAUUUUGUAAAUAAAUGUCUUGAGAAUAUGAUCUUAACCUUA